Uncinocarpus reesii 1704 is the source of this 723-nucleotide messenger RNA. RefSeq lists its product as uncharacterized. The record is from RefSeq and is a predicted model, not a curated record. The coding region runs from base 1 to 723 and encodes 240 amino acids. The transcript has a single exon. Lineage: Eukaryota; Fungi; Ascomycota; Eurotiomycetes; Onygenales; Onygenaceae.
AUGGAGCUCUCCAUUUCGUUUCCCUUGGAGAAUUUCUCAAUCAUCGGAAUUGCUCAGCCAGAUUCACAGAUUUAUGAACCAGAGAAAAUGCGCACCCCUGGACUCACCGCUGUUGCCGCGAAAACGUCACAUGUCAAUCUGAUGACAGACACCGUCAUCGCGAACCUCAACCCUGAGACAUUACGAGCUGUUAUUCGGUCGAUGCUGGCGGGAGACCAGGAAGGACAACUGGCCAGCACAUUUCAAAAGCAUGUGCAAAAAUACCUACAACGAGACAACGGAGUCUUGCCCGUCACCGCGUCGCUCAACUUGCACGGGGAAGCACCGUUCCACAAAACCAUGGAAAGCAUCAACAACCUCCGAAUGCGAAUCCUGGCACUCCUUGGGUGCGGCCUGCCGUUUGAAAGUCUCGAGAUAGUUGCGGGAAUCGUUCGGCACUCCGCGCCGCUUCUACGCCGGGUCGACUUGGCAGAUGAAGAUACUUUGCUAUCUACGCUGGCCGCCAUCGAUGCUGACCUGGUCCAAGCUUCGACAGCCAUCCAGUCGUAUCUCAUGAAGAAUGGCAACCGGAGCCGUCUGUCUGAAUGCCAGGUACGAGCGCUAGUAGAGCUAAAGCAGGGCCUGGACGAAUGUCAAAGACAAAGCGACGCCCACGGAACAGAAUUCGCCUUCGAGCGGGGGAUGGAUAUGCUAGACGAGAUCCUCGCGAUGGUGAAACGAUGA